Molecule: messenger RNA, 2394 nt
Organism: Punica granatum (pomegranate)
Lineage: Eukaryota; Viridiplantae; Streptophyta; Magnoliopsida; Myrtales; Lythraceae
Source: RefSeq, a predicted model, not a curated record
CUCUCUCUCGCUUUCGUCUGCCAUUAGCAUUCGACUUGGAGCUCCAAAGUAUCGAACUUUGCUCAUAAUUAAGCUCCGGUCGUGAUCUUUCUUCUUUUGGGCAUACAAUAGAACAUGAAAGAUUUCGUCCUUGUCGCAUUUCUGGCGCUGUGGAGCACCUUAGUGGUCGUGCCAGCUUCCUCCCUCUCCAAAGACCAAUUCCGCGGAAUUGCACCCGACGAUGAGAAGUAUUACAAGUCGUCGGACGUAAUCAAAUGCAAGGACGGAUCCAGGAAAUUCACCAUAGCUCAGCUCAAUGACGACUUCUGCGAUUGCCCUGAUGGUUCUGAUGAACCAGGAACAUCGGCAUGCCCCAAUGGGAAAUUCUACUGCAGAAAUGCAGGACAUGUUCCAGUGAUGUUGUUCUCUUCGAGGGUCAAUGACGGUAUAUGCGACUGCUGUGAUGGGAGUGAUGAGUAUGAUGGUAAAGUGAAGUGUUCAAAUACAUGUUGGGAAGCCGGAAAAGUGGCUAGGGAUAAGUUGAAGAAGAAGAUUGCAACAUAUCAAGAGGGAGUGACCAUUCGCAAGCGAGAAGUUGAACAAGCUAAAAUAUCUCUGGAGAAAGACAAGCAGGAGCUAUCGAGGCUGAAAGAUGAGGAGAAGAUACUGAAAGGCCUUGUUCAACAGCUUCAAGAGCGUAAAGAACAAAUUGAGAAGGCAGAGGAGAGAGAGCGCCUACAACGAGAAAAAGAAGAGAAGGAAAGAAAAGAAGCUGAGGAGAAAGCUGAGAGGGAGAGGAGAAAAACUAAUGUGGAAGCUGGGGAGGAGAACAAAGAAGCAGAAAUAAGAACUGAAAAGGAGGGCGAAGACACAACAAGUCCAGAUAAUGAUAAAAUUGGGCUCCUGGAUGAUUCCCCCCUUGAUCAGCAGAAUGAAGUAGACGACUUGCCAAAUGAAGGACAAGAGACUGAUACUGCUGUAGUUGAAGACCCACAUCCUAAUGAGGAAGAGCAGCAUGCCGAUGGAGACAGGGCAUCAGUGCCAACUUCUCACAAGAAAGAGCCCGCGGUUGCAUCUGAAACUGUUCUUGAAGCUGGAGUGGAACCUUCCGAUCAAAUCCCAGCUGAGGGGAUUGUUGCAUCUGAUAACACCGAGGGCCUUUCAAAGGAAGAAUUGGGUCGGUUGGUUGCUUCUCGUUGGACAGGAGAGCAAGUUGAGAAGGGGGAAGGUGGAUCCUCCGGAACUCAUGACCCUGAAAAGAUGCCAAAGGAUGCACAUGAUGAAGAAGGUGUUACCUAUGCUUCAGAAAAUGACGAUGAUGAUGAUGAAGAUGAAGAUGAUGAUGAUCGAAAGUAUGAAUAUGGUGAUCUUGAAGAUGACAUGCCCGAAGACGUGCCAGAGGACAAUUAUGGAGAUUCUGGCUCUUCUUACGACUCCAAACCGAAUGAUGACACAGAUUUUUCAGAUGUGGACACGCCGAGUAACCCUUCUUGGUUGGACAAGAUAAAACAAACUGUGCAAAAUGUUCUCCAAGCAGUUAACUUGAUCAAGCAGACUCCUGUGGAUAAAUCUGAGGCCGCCCGGGUACGCCAAGAGUAUGAGUCGUCCAGUACUAAGUUAUCUAAAAUACAGUCCAGAAUAUCCACCUUGUCGGAAAAGCUGAACAACGAUUUUGGGCCCGAAAAGGAGUUCUAUUCGUUCUAUGGACGCUGUUUCGAGAGCAAACAAAACAAGUACACGUACAAAGUCUGCCCGUUCAAAGAAGCAACCCAGGAGGAGGGCUACUCAAAGACUCGACUAGGGGAAUGGGAUAAAUUCGAAAAUUCCUACAAGGUCAUGAUCUUUGCGAAUGGUGACAAAUGCUGGAAUGGGCCAGAUAGGAGUUUGAAGGUUAAGCUAAGAUGCGGACUGACAAAUGAGGUGACUGACGUAGAUGAGCCAAGUCGUUGCGAAUACGUAGCGUUGCUAUCAACUCCAGCUCUUUGUUUAGAAGAGAAACUCAAGGAACUGCAGCACAAGCUCGAGUUGAUGAAUAAAGAACUACCACAAGAACAAGGACAUGAUGAACUUUAAGGUGUCGGAGGUAUAUAUUGUCCCAACAAUGCUGACUGAUCAUCUCGACAGCCUCUUCAUUUUCAAAAGGCGGUAGACACCGGGACGAGUAUGCAAAUGCUUCUCCUUUAGACUUAAUUGCUGCCUGAAAAGCCCUUGAUUGUGCUGUUUUUCUUGAAGCAAAGACGAGAGAUACAUAAUAGGACCUAGCAAGUUACAGAAUUUUGCCCAGACAAAUCUGAUUUUUUCCGCAUCAACUAUUGAGUUGUAGGACUUGCAACCGAACGUCACUUCUAGUUGAGCUUAAAUAGCACAGUAUGUACCGUUACAAUUAAACUGAUAAUUCAUUUCUUGUUAUCAGUC